Molecule: messenger RNA, 2127 nt
Organism: Arachis stenosperma
Lineage: Eukaryota; Viridiplantae; Streptophyta; Magnoliopsida; Fabales; Fabaceae
Exons: 6
Coding region: 1-2127 (708 amino acids)
Source: RefSeq, a predicted model, not a curated record
AUGUAUUCUAUUUGGCCUGUGAUUCUUAUUCCGUACAAUCUUCCUCCCUGGCUAUGCAUGAAGCAAACAUCUUUUAUACUAUCUAUGAUUAUUCCCGGUCCUAAAAUACCGGGUAACGACAUCGAUAUUUAUUUGGAUCCCCUGGUGGAUGAGUUGAAGCAACUCUGGGACGGUGUUGAAACUUAUGAUGCUAAUAAGGGGACCAUUUUCAAGAUGUGUGCGGCGCUAAUGUGGAUUAUUAGCGAUUUUUCAGGGUUGAAAAAUUUAUCUGGGUGGAACACGUACAGUGGGUUAGCUUGUCCCACAUGUAACAUGGACGCUAAGGCUCAUCGACUAACAUUCAGUCGAAAAUGGUGUUACAUGGGCCAUCACCGCUUCUUGAAUCAGGGCCAUAAAUAUAGAGUAGACCGGAAAAGAUUUGACGGACAAGUUGAAAGCAGAGAUCCACCGAUGAAGUAUUAUGGAACAGAUGUUUUAAGGCAGCAGUCUAACUUGCAAGUAUCGUUUGGGAAGAACCCAACUCUGACAGCCAAAAGAAGAUGUGUUGAAAAGAAUAUUUGUGACAAUGUGGUCUACACUAUUUUAAACGACAGCGUCAAAUCAAAAGAUAAUCUUAAAGCUCGCAAAGAUUUACAAAGCAUGGGCAUAAGGCCUGAAUUGUGGCCGGACGAAGGUGAUGGUUACUCGAGCAAUAUUGCUCGUUGUGUUGACAUCCGGCAGCGCAAGUUGUAUGGGUUGAAAAGUCACGAUUGCCACAUUCUAAUGGAACAAUUACUUCCAAUUUUGGUGAAGAAUGCAUUGCCAAGUCCGGUAUCGAAUGUGAUUGCGAAUCUGUCCUCAUUUUUCCGAGAACUCUGUGGAAAAGCUGUAAAUCCUAUGCAGCUUGGUGCCCUUCAUAAUCAUGUUGUGCAAAUUCUGUGUCAGAUGAAAAUGAUAUUUCCUCCAUCUUUCUUCAUUGUCAUGGUUCACCUUAUGGUGCACCUCGUUGAUGAACUAAAACUUGGUGGCCCGAUACAUUAUCGGUGGAUGUAUCCAAUAAAAAGGUACUUGGGACGAUUGAAGCAAUACGUGCGUAACAGGGCACAAGCUGAAGGCUCAAUUGCGGAGGGCUAUUUAUCCGAGGAGAUUUUGACAUUCUGCUCCAGAUAUUUGGAUAAUACUGAGACUAGAAUCAACCGUCCAGCGCGAGUUGACGAUCGACCUGUUGAUAUUACAAACAAUACAGGAUGUACUAUGUUUCCUGAAAUUGGAAAACCUUCAGGGGCUGUAUCACAUUUUGCACUGACCCAAAUGGAAAGAGAUCAGGCACAUCGUCAUGUGCUAGUCAAUUGCGAGGCCGUCGCUCCAUUUAUUGAGUCAGAAACCAAGCAAAAAUUACAGGAUCAAACAAGGUCGCACUCUAAGAUAGACCGUGUUGUGCAUGCAGAAUUUCCUCGCCGGUUCAAGCGUGAGGUUCCAAUGGACAGUACCGUACAUUCGAAAAAAAUGAAGUUGCUGGCAUGUGGUCCCAUGCUUCAGGCAAGACGGUUUGGGGCAUACAACGUCAAUGGGUACAAGUUUAGAACUAUCACAAAGGAAGACGGGCUAAAAACACAAAAUAGUGGAGUUUAUGUCUCAUCCAAUACAAGAAGUUAUGCCAGCAUGCGUGACAACAGGUGGCUGUUGGUACUUGGUAGUGUUCCAUAUUAUGGAUCAAUUGUUGACAUCAUCGAACUGAACUACAGCUGCCAUUUCACAGUGGUUUUGUUCAAAUGUAUUUGGGCUGAUACAACUACGAGCAGAGGAAUCAAAGAAGACCAUCUGGGUCUUACGAGCGUUAAUUUUGCUCGUCCAAUUCACACCGGUGAUCGAGAAGAGGAUGAACCGUACAUAUUGGCAUCAGAAGCUCAACUCGUGUACUAUGUACGUGAUGAAGUAGAUCAAGAAUGGAGUGUAGUGGUUCAUGUAAAACUACGAGACUUGUAUGACAUGGGAGGAGAGAAUGAGGAUGUUGAAACUACUUUUUCUCCUCAGCCCGGGUUGAACAUAUCAGCAGCAGGUGACAUCAGUGAUUUACAGUUGACAAGGAAAGAUGAUAUAGAAGACCCAGUAGUAGAUGUUUCUGAUAACAUAGAUUAUGUGGCAUAG